Arabidopsis thaliana (thale cress) is the source of this 1438-nucleotide messenger RNA. RefSeq lists its product as uncharacterized. Lineage: Eukaryota; Viridiplantae; Streptophyta; Magnoliopsida; Brassicales; Brassicaceae. Gene Ontology annotation, biological process: response to heat. Gene Ontology annotation, cellular component: cytoplasm; nucleus. The record is from RefSeq and is marked reviewed. Bases 477 to 1013 code for a protein of 178 amino acids. The transcript is spliced from 3 exons.
ACGGAUUUUGCUUGCUUGUGCAUUUCCUUUUUCAGUGUGAUUAGUGAGUAGUUACGUUUUAGCGUUUGAUCCUUCUUUAUUUUUGUCAUUCUUUGGUAAAGAAGCAUCACACUGGCUCGAUUUAACCACAAACUCCUUCCUCUGUUUUUUGUCAUUGAUAAAAAUGUCAUCUUUUUACUAUUUCAGUGUGAUUAGUGAACAAUGAGGAGCUUUUGGUUAGGUUGUUAGCGUUUAAACUUCAUUUAGUUUGGUCACAUUGCUUCGAUUUAGCCACAUACUCAUCGAUCUGUUUUUUUGUCAUUGAUAAAAAUGUUUCUUUUUGCUAUAACUUCGAUCCUAUUAGGAAGCAAAGGUCCCUCUUGCUUUUCCUUUCUUUCGUGAAAAAUCGCUUCACUUUAAUUCCCUUGUUAAUGUUCUUUGCAUUUAUUAUUCACAUCCAUUAAUGUAGUUUUAUUGAAAACUUUGCAAAUUUUCAGAUGGCACUCCCUCCCUAUGAUCCGAAUUUCACAUUGGCUUUUUCAUACGGUAGACGCGAUAAUGUCUUUGAGAAUGACCCAGAGCACGAUGAAUCUGCUUCUGCUGCUAUCGUAGCGGUUGAGCUGAUAAGCUCUGCACGGCUUGCACUUAAGCUGGAUAGUGUCCGCACUGAGUACUCAGCUCAGUAUUUGGUGGACAAAGCUGGCUCACGCAACCUCAGGCGCAGGCGCAAGCUCACUGUCAAGGACUGCCUUAACUUUGCGUUAAAGAAAGGCGGCAUACCGAGAGCAGAAGAUUGGCCACCUUUGGGAUCUGAGUCAAAGACCCCAUCAUCGUACGAACCUGCUCUCGUUUCCAUGAAAGGAGAAGUGAUUGAGCCUAAGGAUAUGGACGAAGUACCUGAGUUGUUGGUGCAUCAAUCAGCCGUGGGAGCAAAACUGCAUGUGUUCACUCCACACAUUGAACUUCAACAAGACGCAAUUUACUUGCCUCGUCAGGUGAGUAUGCGCGCUACGUUGGACUUAGAGAUGGGAUAGUAGUUGGAACAGAGAAGAUCCAAGGAAAGUCCAUGGCAAUAGUGAAGGUAUGGUACAAGAAGAAGUUUGUAGUUGUCAAAGUGGCUUUGAGCAGGAUGUUUUAUUUGGCGGGCGUAGGGCCAUCUGUGCUGCUUGUGGACUUUUGUGUUCCACGCCUAUCCAUCGAUUAAGCAAGAAAUAUCUAUCUAUCUAGAGAACAACAUGCUACUAGUGGAAGACUUUGUUUAAGAAUGCAUGUUUUCAGGAGACUUUUUUUAUGUGAUAAGUUGAGAAGUUGAGAUCUCUACUUUCUAAAGACAUAUUUGUUUGGGAUGAUCGAUUAUUGUUAUGCUUAUUGAAUCUUUGGGUUACUGUUCGCUUAUGAUGGUGCUUGUAUCAAACUUUUCAGUUUCAAUCUUCAGUUGCAUAAUCCGAGUAAAUUUAUU